Pundamilia nyererei is the source of this 1644-nucleotide messenger RNA. RefSeq names its product MORN repeat containing 4 (gene morn4). Gene Ontology annotation, biological process: response to axon injury. Bases 92 to 532 code for a protein of 146 amino acids. The record is from RefSeq and is a predicted model, not a curated record. NCBI's taxonomy places the organism in Eukaryota, Metazoa, Chordata, Actinopteri, Cichliformes, Cichlidae. The transcript has 5 exons. Gene Ontology annotation, cellular component: cell projection.
UCAGCCGGUGUUUUCAUAUUUUUACGCCCCUCCGCUCUUGCACGGUGGUUUCCAUGCUUCAGAGACGACAAACGUAGUCUGCAGGAAAACCAUGACUCUGACCAGAGGAUCUUUCACCUAUGCUAGUGGGGAAGAGUACCACGGCGAGUGGAAAGAAGGUCGGAGACAUGGUGAUGGCCAGCUCAAGUUUCAGGAUGGAACCUGUUACAGCGGUCAGUUUGAGAAUGGACUCUUCCAUGGUUCUGGUGUACUGCUUUUUACAGAUGGAUCCAGAUACGAAGGCGAAUUUGCACACGGAAAAUUUCAUGGCACGGGUGUCUUCAGUCGAUAUGACGGCAUGAAGUUUGAAGGGGAAUUCAAAGACGGGCGUGUUGAAGGCUAUGGGCUACUGACUUUCCCAGAUGGAACUCAUGGUGUUCCACGAAAUGAAGGCUUGUUUCAAAACCACAAGCUGCUGAAGAGAGAAAAGUGUCCAGGAGUGGUGCAGCGUGCGCAGGCUUCAGCCUCCAAUGCUCACAGCCUGGCGCUUUGACAACCCUGAAGGACACAAUCGCACUCAACACCAUCCGAAAGGGCGUCAGGGAUUGUACUUGAAUAUGUUUCCCCAGCUUUUCUCUCAAUGUCUUCAUCUCUUCUUUUACCAUGACUUUUUUUCUUGUUAUGCAUGAUCCUCGCUCUGCUUCAACAGAGGCUUGGAAUCCACAUGCAAAUUGACCAAAUAAUGACUUUCUGGAAGACUGACAUGAAAUAUGAAGACCAUAAAGCACACCUUUAACUUCAAGUUAUGAAUACAGUGAAUGCUGCUGUUCCGGUGUUCUGAACAUCGUCUUUUUGUCUUUCCUACAGAAUACUUAGCCUUCUUUUAUCAAACCAGGAAAAUUGAGACAUCUGGUUCUUUAAAGAGUUUGUAAAUUAAUUCUAUAGGUGGAAUUAAUUCACCUUAAAAAGGUGCAAGCUAUUACAAGAAAGUGAAACCUAAAUGUACCUUUUGAAUUUUUAACUAGUGGUGCCACUAGCAGUGCUUUUAUAAGUGGGUCCGCUUUUGUUCUUCACAUUCACAUGCACAAGGACGUGCUUGCAUGUGCAAGAGCAUGGCAGCAACAUGAUUCACAUUCAUGACAGCAUGCCCACAAAGCCAGUCACAAAGACCGAGGGCUAAAACACAGAUCUAAACAAUGCACCAUUUCAAAUAGUUUUUAAUUGGCUUUGUAAAGGUGUUAUGAGCAAGGAAAAGCAUUCAACAAGUUUGACGGGUGGAAAAAGACACACACAGCGCGCUGACGAAACGAGGUGAAUGUAAAUGAUUCUGAGAACACUCCAAUGGCCGCCUUUAAGAGUCCCUCAACUGAAAAUCCUGCUGCUAACUUUACAAAAAAAGGGAUCAAUUUUUCCACUUUCCCCCUUUUGAAAAUCAGUAUUCACGUUUGCCUUAAAGACAUUUUUGUGCAAGAGUGUAGUUCAAGGUUGUCUGAUUUAAAAAAACAAAAGACGCACAACGCCCUCUCUUUCCCUUCUUGACUCCAUUGCUCCGAGACAUAUCGCUAAGCUGGUGCUGAGGGUUUAGCUCCCAUCAACGCGUUACAUUUACAGUGGAAAUCACAACUAAAUGCACUCAAUUAUGGACCUAAAUCUUAAACAAGGCAG